AUGUCUUCCAAGCAAAAUUUGGAGAGUGUUGGACACAAGGAAUACAGGGCAGGUUAUUUCCAGGAACACAGAAAAAACAGCAAAGUGGAGUCAAGUACAUGCAGCAGCUUCAUGGGCUUGAAGGAUCACUUGGGGCAUGACCUAGGCCACCUUUACGUGGAAAGCACUGACACACACAUAAGUGCUAUUGUACCUUGGUCGAUGGUGGAGAAACCAACAAUGGAUAAAGUUAACUCAAGGAAGGAAGAUCCAGAAAAGGUGAUCUCUGAAUCUACUGGAAGCUCUAGUUGUGACUCAGAAGAAAGCACAAAUUCUGAUAAUGAUUCAGAACACGUGGGUGGCGUUGCAGUAGAGCCAUGCUUAUUAACCAAGACUCAUAGACAACUACAUAGGUCCCCCUGUUUAGAGUCUCACAUAUUCAAAUGCAAUGAAAUCUUGCAAGACCUAAAGAUGGAGGAGACACAGACAACACCUAAGGAAGUGAAGAAGCCCCCUGAUGUGGUGAAAGAAUACCAGGCCAAACUGGAGUUUGCACUUAAGUUAGGUUAUUCUGAAGAACAAGUUCAGCUUGUUCUAAAUAAACUUGGUACUGAUGCUUUAAUCAAUGAUAUCUUAGGAGAACUUGUCAAACUUGGAAAUAAAAGUGAAACUGAUUCAACUGUUAAUACAAUUAACAGUAGCAUAAUUAGAGAAACAUCUUCCCUAGAAUCUCAGAGGUCUGACUCCCCACUUCAGGAGAUUGUGACAGACGAUGGUGAGAAUCUGAGACCAAUAGUUAUUGAUGGCAGCAAUGUGGCAAUGAGCCAUGGGAACAAAGAAGUAUUUUCCUGUCGUGGAAUAAAAUUGGCAGUUGAUUGGUUUUUGGAAAGAGGCCACAAAGAUAUUACAGUGUUUGUUCCUGCUUGGAGAAAAGAGCAGUCAAGACCUGAUGCUCUCAUCACAGAUCAAGAAAUAUUGCGUAAGUUGGAAAAGGAAAAAAUUCUGGUGUUCACUCCAUCCCGACGUGUUCAGGGAAGAAGAGUAGUAUGUUAUGAUGACAGAUUCAUUGUAAAAUUGGCUUUUGAGUCUGAUGGUAUCAUUGUGUCCAAUGAUAACUACAGGGAUCUGGCUAAUGAAAAGCCAGAAUGGAAGAAGUUUAUAGAUGAACGAUUGUUGAUGUAUUCCUUUGUGAAUGACAAGUUUAUGCCUCCUGAUGAUCCUCUUGGCAGGCAUGGUCCAAGCUUGGACAACUUUCUAAGGAAAAAGCCUAUUGUUCCAGAACAUAAGAAACAGCCAUGUCCCUAUGGAAAGAAAUGUACCUAUGGACACAAGUGCAAAUACUAUCAUCCUGAGAGGGGAAGUCAGCCACAGAGAUCAGUAGCUGAUGAACUUCGUGCUAUGUCUAGAAAUACAGCAGCCAAAACUGCAAAUGAAGGAGGUUUAGUGAAAAGCAACAGUGUUCCUUGUAGCACUAAAACUGACAGUACUUCUGAUGUCAAACGUGCUGCUCCAAAGAGGCAAUCAGAUCCUAGCAUAAGAACUCAAGUCUAUCAAGACUUAGAGGAAAAGCUUCCCACCAAAAACAAAUUGGAAACCAGGUCUGUUCCCUCCUUAGUUAGUAUACCAUCUUCCUCUGCUGCAAAACCCCAAAGUACCACACCUUUAAGCAAUGGCCUUCCGUCUGGAGUUCAUUUCCCACCUCAGGAUCAAAGACCCCAGGGUCAGUAUCCUCCAAUGAUGAUGGCAACCAAAAAUCAUGGAACGCCAAUGCCUUAUGAACAGUAUCCAAAAUGUGAUUCACCUGUUGACAUUGGGUAUUACUCCAUGUUGAAUGCAUAUUCAAAUCUCAGUGUCUCUGGCCCCAGGAGUCCUGAAAGGCGUUUCUCAUUAGACACGGAUUACAGAAUUAGUUCUGUAGCCUCUGACUGCAGUAGUGAAGGGAGCAUGAGUUGUGGGAGCAGUGACUCCUAUGUGGGAUACAAUGACAGGUCAUAUGUUAGUUCUCCUGACCCACAGCUAGAGGAAAAUUUAAAGUGUCAACAUAUGCACCCACACAGCCGCCUUAAUUCCCAGCCCUUCCUACAAAGUUUCCAUGAUCCCUUAACCAGAGUGCAAAGUUACAGUCACGAAGAACCAAAGCAUCAUCAUAAGCCUCCAGUUCCAUACAUGGCUGUGCAUUUGCAGCAUCCAGCUGUGGGAGCUCGGUCCAGUUGCCCUGGCGAUUAUCCUUCUCCUCAGAAUUCGGCACACUCUAAGACCCUACAUCUAGGGAGAUCUUUAGUGUCCACCAGGAUAGACAGCAUUUCAGAUUCUAGGCUCUAUGACAAUUCUCCUUCUAGACAAAGAAAACCUUAUUCCCGCCAGGAGGGUCUUGGAAGCUGGGAGAGACAGAAUUAUGGCCUUGAUGCGUAUGGCUAUCGUCAGACUUACUCACUGCCUGAUAACGCCACCCAGCCAUGCUAUGAGCCAUUCACUUUCCAGAGCUUACCCGAGCAGCAGGACCCAGCGUGGCGGGUCCCCUUCUGCGGCCUGCCACAAGAUGCUUCAAGGUACCAGGACAGCCGAGAAAAGGUGUACAUCAACCUCUGCAACAUUUUCCCAUCUGACCUUGUGAGAGUUGUCAUGAAAAGAAACCCCCACAUGACCGAUGCUCAGCAACUUGCUGCAGCUAUUUUAGUGGAGAAAUCGCAGCUGGGUUAUUGAGCAACGACGCAUCUUUGUGGUGUUGGGUCUUUUUUUCAGCUCAGAUGCUGAGGGAGGUUUGCUACAGUAGCAUUUGUGAUCUCCUUCUCAGCAAGGAGGUUCUCUAGUAAUCCCUUUAUGUGAAAUCCUGUAUCAUGGUAUCUGUAUGUAUAGCCCCAUGCGUUGGAAGUAUCACGGGAUUCUUUUACCUUCAAACUUGACUUUUUUUUUUUAAUGUUUCCUUUUUUUAAAACUAUAAUCACAACUGGAAAUUUUUCCAGGUUGGUUUGAUAGAUGUAUCUGUGAUCUUUGAUAAUAAUUUUUGGUGCAUCAGGGGUUUAUAUGCAGCACUUUUUAAUCCUUGUUUGGUGUUUUAUUACCUAGGUAUUUGGCUAUCAUUUGCAAGAAAUUACAAUACCUUCAGAAAGUUGAGAGCAUUUGAUUAGAUUAGCAAAUUUUUGUCAAGCCAAGCUUAAUUUGAGUCUUCUACAGCUUUUUAAAAUUAUUUUUAUUUGGGGGGUGGGGAUGGGGAGUGGGCAUUUUUGUGCUAGAAUCAUUAUUUAUAGAAAACAAAGAUAUAAUACAGCACUGACUUUAUCUUUUUAAACAAAUGUAAGUUACCAGUUUUUAUUGAAAUGGGUAACAGUAUAUUAGAGUGAUUUACAAAUAUGGCACUUUUAUUGUUUUGUUUUUGUUUUUUAUUAGUUAAAUAGUUGAUUUAAUAUGAUCGAUUUAAAGGACAGCAGAUGCAAUCAAUGGAAAAUAAAUUAGUUUCCAUUCCUUAUGGAUGAGGCCAAAAGCCUGAAAAUUUUUGGUUUAGAUCUGUGUAAUUAUCCAGCUCUUUUGUGCUUCUAGACAAUAGAAAUGGAAUUGAAAUACUAGAUUUCCAUUAAGCUGUUUUAUGUGUGUCUGUUUCUUUGUACUGACACACAGGAAUACUGGAUAAAAUACCCUUUUACACUAUUUACCUAUUUUUAAGUGAAUCUAAUUCUCAGUGCAACUUUUAUAUUUAAUAUACUGUUCAGUUUUCUUGCUAUUUAUCAAGGCUGGCCUGAGAUGGUUUUAUGCAUUGAGGAUAUGCAACAUUUAUUGAUACUGCACUAUAGGGAUGGUGGUGGAGGAAAUGUAAAUGGUAACUUAAGUUUUGUUUGUUUUUUGUAAGAUACUGUAUAUUUUCUUGAAGGUAGUUUUUUGGCCUGUUGUAUAACUAGGGCCUAAUUCUUGCCACAAUAGAAUAGUUUUAGAAACAGGCUAAAGUCUGUUCUAGUUAUUAGUAAGGGAUAUUUCUGGUUUCAAAGUCAUGGGUUUUGCUACUCCAUUUUAAUGGGUUAAAAAAUAGAUUUUGUAUUUGGCAGUAGACAGGUGAUUGACAUGACUUGGACAAUUGCCUAGAGUUGUAGAAUUCUUCCUAAUGUAAUGAGAUUAUUCAAGUUAGUAGACUUGGAGACAGUGCCAUAGUUUGUGAUUCACUAUUGAUUAUUCUUGCUGCAGUGUGGAGUAAAACCCUGAAAAACCAGAAAGUACCUUUUACUGUUGAUACAAAUUGUAUCUUUUUAACUAUAAGAACCAUUUUUAUUUGUAGAUGUAGUUAAAACACAAAUGCGUAACUAUGAUUAGACUUUUGGGCAACAUUUUAUCCCUUAUUUAAUUUUUUUUUUAAAGAAAAGUAGAAUUGAGAUCUAGAAUAGGGUAGAAAAAUAAAAGUAACAAUUUGUUUAGGUAAUUUAAAAUGUAUGUCUCAAUUUUAUAUAAUAUAUAAGAAUCUAUUAAAAUCACUCUUAUUGGCAUUUUUCUUUCUUCUAAAACUUAUCUAGUGUGAACGUAAUGAAAAAUAAAGGUAAAAUGCUGCCUGAAAAUAAUGCCCAAGCCCCUUUGACUAGGAUGACAUUUUCCCUACUUAUGUGACACUGUGUGUUGCAUAGAGUAGGAUUUGGGUAUACUGUAAAUGCUUCUCCAAGGCAUUGUGCUUAUUGACAUAGCCAAUAAUCUGAACCGUGUUCAGCAAACCUAAUUCAGGAACGUGUUCUUCUAUACAGCUUUUACUGUUGUUUUUGAAGGUGGGAUCUGCAUUCAUCUGUAUUCAAUAAUAACAUAGGUGAUGCUACAUGAACUCUCCUGAGUGGUGUCUGGGAGACACCUUCUGCACUCAUGGAAAUAUUUAUCCUUGAAUUUGUCAGUCACUAUCUGUAGAACAUGUUUUAAUGUAGAGGCUGAUUCAGUGCCAGUGAUAGGGUUAUGUAUGUAAAUGGCUUUUAUCUUAAUUGUAUGUUUGUUUUUUUUAAACGAAACCACACUUUUUAAGUAUUACACUUUAGUGUAGGCAUGGCUUUAAUGUAGCAGUGAUUUUAUUUUAUUUUUCUGUUUUCAUUAUUCUUUAAUUAUUAGUCUGUCAGCCAAACUUUCCCAGAUUAUUUUGAAUAUCUUAUGAAGUGAAAGAUAUAGAUAUAUAUCAAUCACAUUUUCAUUAUGGUUUCCUGAUAUUUUAACAGAUUGGUUGCAUAUUAAUAGCUAAUUUAGUUUGGCUGAAACUAUAAGAAAGCAAUAGUAUAGCCUACAACAAUGUCCUGAAAGGAACAGAUCUGGACUACCCAUGCUGAAUUCUUCAAUAAUAAUUAAUUGUGAAUAAGUUGCAGUAUUCUCCUAUCAAAUGGAGCAUUCCUUUUGUAUUGAAGCAUCAGAGUUACUUUGCAGGGUGUAAAAAAAAAAGGGUUAUUUGACAAUAUUUAAUUAUUGUCAGUUCUUAAUUAUCUAAAAUGGAGGGGGGUAGGUAAUUCACAAAUAAAUAAAAUUCACACCUAACUUAGAUUCCCCUCAUCAGAUUUUCAAGUGAUCUAAUUAAUUUAUAAGUGAGAUAUUUCAUGUUUUCUCACUUUCCCUGUCAUAACCCUCUAUUGGGUAUCCCAGAAGUCUUUGUGCCGUUUCAAGCUUUAAUAACUAGGAAUUCUGGAACACCCUGCAGUGAGGUGCUAACAUGAGUAGUGAAAUAGCCCAGAGUGUUCACCAUGUGGGAAAAGGAGAAGUCUACACUGGUCAGUCAUCCCCUGAAUAAUUGAGAAUUGACUGUAAUGUGCAAUGAUGUGCUAGUUCAUAGUUUUUAUUUUAGUAUGUAGGAAGUGUCCAGACCAUAUAGAUUGGCCCUGAGCAUUUCCUCAUUUUUAGUGUAUGCUGUGUGCAGUAUCAUUUUUAUGAUCUUGAAAUCCUGAUGGAGUUCAUUGUAGAUCUCAAACAUUUGAAGAAGAGACGCACCUGUACAAAAUGUUCAGUACUUGUAGAAUCUUGAGCUGUGUGUUUUUAUGUAAAUUCAUUAAUGAAAAAUUAUAAUAUAACUAAAAGAAGUGUGAGUAUAGAUAAUAUAUAUGUGCAUAUAUAUAUAUAUAAUAAAGAGAGAGAUAUAUUCUAAAAUUAAAGGAGAGAAAAAUUUACUAUUGAUUGCCAAAAUUUGCUCUCAUUGAGCUAUGUGGCUUUAAGUAACCAAGUUUGAUGAGAUUUAUGGCCACUGUUGAAAGAAAAACACUUCUGAUUUUGUUCCCAGUAUUUUUAGAGAAUUAUUUUGAUAAUUUUAGCAAAAACUGUAAUUUUAAAACAAAGAAUGCUUAAAAUUUUAUCAGUUAUAAAAUAACUAUUUAACAUGGUUUGUGAGUAUGUAUCUAUAUGUACAUAUACAGUAAUAUAUAAAUAUAUAUAUAUAUAGCUCCAAACUAACAAACACACCUCAGAGUUUUAUGAUUCUUACUGGUUGUUUUUGUUUUGUUUUGUUUUGUUUUUUUUUAAGACCUCUGACAGUUUUCCUGAAUGGAGGAAAACAUUACAAGGCUAUUUUGUGAAGUUUUUUCUAACACACAUUUGACUUUCAUCAUUUUAUAUGCUUAAUCUUAAUUUCAUAACUUCUGAUCAAUUUCCCUGUCCAAGAUAAAGAUGUUAAAUACAAGUAAAUUUGUAUUUUUCUAGUCAUUUCAUUCUGUUGCCUUGAGGUCUGAUCCUAUGGAAAUUUCUGAAUGAAAUGAGCCACAAUAGAGUAUUCAUAUUCCAGACAAAGCCAAAAUGUCAUUUUAAAUGAAUUGUUCAAGGUAAGUGCCAAUAAAUAAAUUGAAAGAAACAAUACAUAGAAGGAAGGAAGAUAUUGGUGAAAAUAGAAAACUUUACACCAAGGCUUUUAGAUUGGCACCUGUCUCCAAUAAGGAAAAAGAAAUAAUAAGUAAAUUGGGCAUAUAGGACUCUGGAUAUGCUAUUAAUAAGAAAGAAUUAUAUUUCCAGUGCCACUAAAAAGUACCCAGACCUGUUGUAAUUUAUGACUUUAGUUUCAACAAGAAGAUUUUAAUGCAGUUGAAAUCAUCUCAAUUGAUUUACUUUCCUCAGCUGGUCAUACUGAGUUAUCCAAUAUAUUUCAAGUUUGUUUUAGUGUAUUUGUUUUUAACUAGCAGAAGUUUCAUCACUAAAAGUGCUCUGUGUAGAGAUUUCCUAAAAAAUACUAAAAAUAUUUUGGAUAUUUAAGACAUCUUUAUAAGCAUGCUAGCUUUAAUAAUGAUGAAUAGGAGUAGUUUUUCUUUCUCCUUUGAUUUUUAAUAGGCCAUAUGGAUCCAACAUCCAGCUUUUUUUUUUAUCUGUUCAGUUUGUUUUAUUAUUAUAGGAACUAUGUUAAUAAAUCACACUCAUGUCCUGUUUUGUGCUUUGCAUAAACAGCAGAUCUUUAUAAAACAUUUUUGAGGAAAACAAUUCCAUUGUUGAAAUUGCACAUACUCUAGAUCUUUAAGAUGUGAAAAUUGUGACUAGUGUAACUGUAGCUAUAUUAUGAGGUUACAUGUGUAUUUUUUUCUAAGAAACAAAAGUAUAACUAGACUUGUCCCUGUCUAGAUCUUUAAUAUAGACUGUGCUUGUGGUCCUUGGUGAGUGGUGCUCCAAUAUGGUCAUGAGUCAUUUUGAGUGCAUUAGCACUAAACACAUAUUAGAAAAUGUUCUCAUUCACAGUGCUUUAUAAAUUGUACUAUGCUGUAUGACAUUAUUUUCAUACAAAUAUUAAAGUUGCCUAUCUAUUUAAGUAAUAGUUACAAGUGUGUACUGAUAUAGAACUUUAGCUUUUAAACAGUGCUAUUGAUUAUUUAUAUAAUGACAUUUAAUUAUUUUUCCUCUAAUAUUGUCUGUUAUCCUCAAUGUUUGCUACUUGUUAAAAACUAAUGUUCUUGCUUGUUUAAAGUGUAAAAGACUUUUUUUCUCCCUAAGCUCUUCAUUGUUUGGGAUUAGAGAAUCUAUAUAUUUUAGUUUAAGUAAACACAAUUUUUAAAGUUUUUACUUCUUUCAGACAGUGUACUAAAUUUUCCCAUAAUCUGUCCGGGUAUUUCAAAUGAAUAACCAAAUGUUGUUCAGUAAAACCUGUGCCACUUUUCAUAAAGCAGAAUGUAUUUCUUGGGAGAAAGUGGUCUUUGUUUUUACAGUGUCUGUGUUGGAUUUAACCCAACUUUGUUAAAUGUGCAAAUAUAUGUCAACCACCAAAUGUAAAACAUUGUGAACAAACACCUACAGAAGGUAUAAAAUGAAACCUGUUUUGAGUUUGUUGAUUUCAUUUUAUUCCUUCUUCCCCCCUACCCCAGAUAUAAUUGUGUGUUUAAGAUAGAAUUGGUUUUUCUCAUUCAGAUUUCUUUUGAUGGUAAAAUGAGUCAAAGGUAUUGAGAUGAACUGCCUGAUAAGCUGGUGUUGUUAAUUAUAUUGUUUUAUUUAAGAUGUUCUAUACUCUUUCUGUGAUGGGAUAUCUCCAAAAAGCAGUAUUUAGAUUUAAUGAAAAUCUUUACCAAACAUGUAUGUGAUUCUGGCAUUGACCAAAAAAAAAAAAAAAUUAAAAAGGAAAAAACACAUA
Molecule: messenger RNA, 8509 nt
Organism: Antechinus flavipes (yellow-footed antechinus)
Lineage: Eukaryota; Metazoa; Chordata; Mammalia; Dasyuromorphia; Dasyuridae
Gene: ZC3H12C
Product: zinc finger CCCH-type containing 12C
Exons: 6
Coding region: 1-2682 (893 amino acids)
Cellular component (GO): nucleus; cytoplasmic ribonucleoprotein granule
Molecular function (GO): metal ion binding; RNA endonuclease activity; mRNA binding
Source: RefSeq, a predicted model, not a curated record